This is a messenger RNA of Epinephelus fuscoguttatus (brown-marbled grouper), 2198 nucleotides long. RefSeq names its product geranylgeranyl diphosphate synthase 1 (gene ggps1). The transcript is spliced from 4 exons. NCBI's taxonomy places the organism in Eukaryota, Metazoa, Chordata, Actinopteri, Perciformes, Serranidae. Bases 339 to 1298 code for a protein of 319 amino acids. Gene Ontology annotation, molecular function: prenyltransferase activity. The record is from RefSeq and is a predicted model, not a curated record. Gene Ontology annotation, biological process: isoprenoid biosynthetic process.
GGUGGCUCAUAACUAGCCUGUCCUGAAAAGUGUCUGUGCUCUGCGUUGCAGUAACGGUAUUAGCUUAGCAUAGCAUCUGGUGAAUUGGCCAGUAACACACGGACCUAAAAUGGUAUGAAUGUGUGGAUGUGACGGUGGUAUCGCGUACCCUAGUCGACCAGCGUUGAAGUGGAAGUUUUUAUUUUGAAAAAGAAUGAAAGAAAUGGCCAGCGGUGGUUUACCGGCGCGGUUUUGUUAGCCUGCUAAUGCUAGCUAACUAGCAGCCUGGCUAACAGGAACACAGGAGGCAAGUCAGCAGACUGACAAGCGGCAACCAAGAUUUGUACAAAGCUGAAGCAAUGGAUGGCACCUCGGAAGCCACCUCAGAAGCCGCCUCUGAGCGCUUUCUCCUGGAACCAUACAAGUACUUGUUGCAGCUACCUGGAAAGCAAGUGAGGACAAAACUAUCCCAAGCCUUUAACCACUGGCUCAAUGUCCCAGAGGACAAACUACAGGUGAUCAUCGAGGUGACUGAGAUGCUGCACAACGCCAGCUUGCUCAUAGAUGACAUUGAGGACAGCUCCAAGCUGCGGCGAGGCUUUCCUGUGGCCCACAGCAUCUACGGCAUCCCCUCCGUUAUCAACUCAGCCAACUACGUCUACUUCCUGGGGUUAGAGAAGGUGCUGACCCUGGAGCACCCUGAGGCUGUCCGAGUGUUUACCCGGCAGCUGCUGGAGCUGCACCGUGGUCAGGGCCUGGACAUCCACUGGAGGGACAAUUACACCUGUCCCACUGAGCAGGAGUACUUAAACAUGGUGCUGCAGAAAACUGGAGGGCUCUUUGGUCUGGCUGUGGGCCUGAUGCAGCUCUUCUCUGAUUGGAAACAGGACCUGAAACCACUCCUGGACACGCUGGGUCUCUUCUUCCAGAUUCGUGACGACUACUGCAACCUGAGCUCUCAUGAGUACUCUGAGAACAAGAGCUUCUGUGAGGACCUGACUGAAGGCAAGUUCUCUUUCCUCACCAUUCAUGCCAUAUGGUCACGUCCAGAGAGCACCCAGGUGCAGAACAUCCUGAGGCAGCGCACGGAGAACGUGGACAUCAAACGAUACUGUGUGGACUACCUGGAGAAGGUUGGCUCGUUCGCCUACGCUCGUCAGACACUGCGGAACCUGGAGGAGGAGGCCUACCGCCUCAUCAAGGAGUUAGGGGGAAACCCUCAACUGGAGAGCCUCAUCAAACACCUCAGCCAAAUGCAUUGUGAGGCUGAAGCCGCAGCAGUGUCCAGUACUGAGCCACACUCCAGCCAAAACUACUGACCUCCACAUUUCACUGCUACACGCCUAGCCCCACAGAAGCUUUGCUAAUACCCUGAUGCAGAUAGACCCACUCCCGAAAAGCUCAACUCAUACACACACCAGUAUGUUACAUUCACAAACUAUUUAAUGAGUCACAAUUAAUCAUUCAGCUCUAGCUCUUGAAUUGUGGUAGACAGCUCUGACUGCAUUCAGCAGCUAUGAGACAGCGAAGCAGCCACGAAUGUUGCCUUUCUCCUUUGUGUGCUUGUCAGCAUCCUUCAAGUGUUGCUCGACAAAACACACAUCACCAGUUUUUGUAUCCAAUUGUAGCUGUGCAGUCAGAGGAAGAAAUAAAUUAAAAAAUGAAACUUCUUACGUCGGUUUUAUGUUUGCUGUUUUGAAAAUGAAAAAUGACAAGAUGGCAACAAAGCUUAAAAGCCUUCCUUUUUGAUGUGUACUACAGUGCAUAUAAAUGUAUUUUUUUAUGUUCUGCCACCAGACGAAAAUUGUUUAUCUAAAGCUGAGUGUAUGCUGUGUGUUUUUUUUUUUUUUCCCGAAGUCCUUCUUUAAAAUAAGACGUCUCUCUCCAGUGUAUGAUGUGCGAUUUGGGGAUUCUUAAUCAUUAAGCCGCCAAGAGUGCCAAUCCUGUAGAAAAGACCUCUGCAACUCAAUUGUCUACUUGUUAUGUAACACGCUGGCAUUAUAUGCAAAGUAGUGCUCAUGCUGUUUAUGCUCAGCUGUAUAUGAAUACUCUGUUGAUGUUUUGGGUUUAUCGCAGUCUGCGUUUCCAUCUGGUUCAGAUUCAACACAGCCCUUCACAUAUAUUGUAUUAGGGUUAUCCAGUUAUGAUAUUUGUAAGUAGACACUGUGCUGCAGUUAAAAACUUCUUUGCAUCUAUUGAAUAAAAAACUUUAAAGAUAA